Molecule: messenger RNA, 1637 nt
Organism: Rhizopus microsporus ATCC 52813
Lineage: Eukaryota; Fungi; Mucoromycota; Mucoromycetes; Mucorales; Rhizopodaceae
Product: UDP-Glycosyltransferase/glycogen phosphorylase
Exons: 5
Coding region: 27-1472 (481 amino acids)
Cellular component (GO): endoplasmic reticulum
Molecular function (GO): mannosyltransferase activity
Source: RefSeq, a predicted model, not a curated record
UUUUUUUUUCUUUUUUUCUUUUUUGUAUGGAAAUCACGGGUUAUUUUUCAGUCACUGGUGUGUUGAUGGCACUGCUCUGCAGUUAUGUCAUCUUGGGUCGAUUGCUUGGAAUGUAUUUAUUUGACAAGUCGGGACAAAGGGCAAGGGUGGUGGUGCAAGUAGUCGUGUUGGGAGAUAUAGCAAGAUCACCUCGAAUGAGAUACCAUGCUGUGUCAUUAGCAGAUGCAGGAUGCACUGUGGAUCUGAUUGGAUAUACGCAAACAAAUCCUGGAGCGAGAAUUAAUGUGCACCGCAACAUUCGCGUACGUCCGGUGAGACAGCCUUGGUCGAUACCCAAGGGCUGGCCCAAACUUGUCUAUCUGUUAUGGGCACCCGUCAAGGCCAUGUGGAUGACGGUUCAGUUAUUUUGGAUCAUGGCCUGCAUCACACAACGACCUGACUUUAUUCUUGUUCAGAACCCACCGUCGAUUCCAACCUUGGUUAUUGCACAGCUCGUGUCUGUGCUUCGUAAGGCAUGGCUCGUCAUUGACUGGCACAAUUUUGGAUAUACUAUUCUAGGUAUGACACUCGGCAUGAAUCAUCCUGUGGUACGAUUCGCAAGAUGGUACGAGCAUCGAUUUGGACAACGAGCGUAUGCUCAUUUAACCGUGACGGAUGCGAUGCACCAAGAGAUCAAAACACACUGGAAGGUUCAAGGAAAGAUCAUGACCGUACGAGAUAAGCCGCCGGUUGAAUUCAAACGACUAUCGAUGGAACAAAUCCAUCGUCAAUUUACCUUCUCACUCAAGAUCAUUGAAGACCUUGUUAGACAGACGCAAGACGGAGACAUUUUUUUGGGCAGCUACAACGAUUCCCAAAAUGGAACAUUGUUAUGUGACGCAGAUCAAGGUGGAGGGUUGAUCUGGCGAAAAGACCGACCAAAGCUUAUCGUCUCAUCUACCUCUUGGACCCAGGACGAGGAUUUCUCGAUCUUGCUGGAUGCCAUCCAGCUCUAUGAACACUCUGCUCGUCCUUCGGAUCCAAAUUUACUCUUUGUUAUCACAGGUCAGGGACCUCAAAAGGCUUAUUAUCUCGAAAAGAUUCAACAGAUGAAGCUCGUCAAGACAAGAGUGGUCACUGCUUGGUUGGAGGCAAGUGAUUAUCCGCUCUUGCUGGGUAGCGCCGAUUUAGGCAUCUCUCUUCAUACGAGCUCAAGUGGUCUAGAUCUGCCAAUGAAAGUCGUCGAUAUGUUUGGUUGUGGCUUACCUGUCUGCGCAAUAUCGUUUCCAUGUCUAAAUGAGCUUGUUCAUGAUCAAGUGAAUGGACUUGUCUUUGAAACAAGUCAAGAUUUAUAUGAACAAUGGGUGGAAUUAUUUAUAAAGAACCCGGAUAAAUUAGAAAGAAUACGAUCCAAUGUGAUUCAAGAAUAUAAAGAGAAUACAUGGCAACAUCAAUAUAAACACAUACUUACCACGCUUUUCAAUCAACAUUGAUCCGGAGUUGACUAUGUUCGGCCUUUAAAAACAACGUGGCAAUUUUAAACAUUUACCUGGUAUGGAAACCAUGCUUAAAUAAAACAAUCAAACCGUUUGGAAUAAAAGAACUUUAUUUAAGGAGUCUGCGUGCGUGUAUCAUAUGUCAUCAUUUUUGGGGAGCGG